AUUGAGCACAUCUGAAAAUACAACAUGAAGUGUUUCUUGCUCCUUGCUCUGCUUUUGGGCGUGAAUGCUCAGUUAGCCUGGGCCACUGGGUACUCUAAUCAGGUAUGCCUCAAGCUGCCCCAGGGCCCUAAGGGACCCAGAGGUAACAUGGGGCCACAAGGUCCUGCAGGUCCGCAGGGCCAGGACGGUUCGCAAGGCCCCGAAGGGCCAAUGGGUCCCGCCGGACCCGAAGGCCAGGACGGAGAGGAUGGUGAAGCUGGCAUGCCAGGUAGAGCAGGUAGCUCUGAACUGCGCAGUAUUCCGAUCAGCCUGGCCUUCUCCAACCCAUCUCUUCAUGCACCCAACCCGUUCUACAUGAGUCUUCUCUACUCUUACUUCAAUGGUCGCUACUUCGUGGGAACUCCCAGCCGACAGCGCUCUCUGGGCGGCAACGCCAACUUCAACCUGGGUCGUAGCGCUGUCAAGCUGGUUCGAUGGGGAACGGAGAUUCGUAUUCCAUUUUUGAAGUCCUACGAAGGUUCUCCUGUAUGCAAGGUUCACUUCCAGGACAUAUUCAGCCACGCAAAGGUCUAUGCAAUUAGCACGUUCCUGGCCAUCAAGCUGCCCACCAUCUGGAAGAGGAGACAGACGCACAUCCAGGCCGUUUGCUGGGGCGCUUUCCCGAAUUGCAACGCAGAGUAUUUAGCCUCGGUAAUUGGUCAUGGCUCCGUGGCAGGUGAUCUGAAGACCAGUGCGUACCUUGUGCCAGAUGUAGGGCAGAGUAAGGUCCAGAUAGGUGGCCUGUGGGUUCAGCUUGAUGUGCGAGAACACGUGACCAAGCUGCACAGUGCAUACUGGAGCACCCAGGUAGCUGGUCUUGAAGGGAAUGCGCAGUGUGUGUCCGUGGUUUAUCAGGGUUGCACCGCUGGGGACAAAGUUGGCCACGCCGCCGACGCUGACAGAGCUGUUGCCACCAGCACAGCUCGCGAACUUGUUGUAGGCGAAGAUGCAGUUGAGAAGGCUGAUUCUUACAACAUGAAGUGUGUCUUGCUCCUUGCUCUGCUUUUCGGCGUGUGUGCUCAGAUAGCCUGGGCAACUGGGUAUUCUAAUCAGGUAUGCCUCAAGCUGCCCCAGGGCCCUAAGGGACCCAGAGGUAAUAUGGGUCCACAGGGUCCUGCAGGUCCGCAGGGCGAGGAAGGUUCGCAAGGCCCCGAAGGGCGAAUGGGCCCCGCCGGACCCGAAGGCCAGGGCGGAGAGGAUGGUGAACCUGGCAUGCCGGGGAGACCAGGUAGCUCUGAACUGCGCAGUAUUCCGAUCAGCCUGGCCUUCUCCAACCCAUCUGUGCAUGCACCCAACCCGUUCUACAUGAGUCUUCUCUACUCUUACUUCAAUGGUCGCAACUUCGUGGGAACUCCCAGCCGACAGCGCUCUCUGGGCGGCAAUGCCAACUUCAACCUGGGUCGUAGCGCUGUCAAGCUGGUUCGAUGGGGAACGGAGAUUCGAAUUCCAUUUGUGAAGUCCUACGAAGGUUCUCCUGUAUGCAAGGUCCACUUCCAGGACAUCUUCAGCCACGCAAAGGUCUAUGCCACCAGCACUUUCCUGGCCAUCAAGCUACCCACCAUCUGGAAGAGGAGACAGACGCACAUCCAGGCCGUUUGCUGGGGCGCUUUCCCCAAGCCUGCCAAGAACUAAUCCUAGAUGAAGCGGCGGCCAUUGCUCUAACCGCUUAGGUAUCAUCUGUCACAUUCUAUUCUUCAUGCACGUACAUGUUUAGAAACUGAACUCCACUUUAUCACAUCCAAAAUACUGCUCUGUUAUCGCUCCAUCAUUGCUAUUCUUGUUCGGUAAUGGGAAGAGUGUUAGCAUGUAAGUAUGCACACUCGGGGAGAAUCAGAAUUCCCGUAUUUCUCUUCAUAAAAUCAGAUUUGGAGGCACCUGUAUGGAUGCGUUAUCUUCAAAUACAUAUUAUAUUGCGGAUGCUAUCGCUAGCACUCGGUUUCCUUGGAACCGGACACGAAAUUUCCUGUGUUUUUCUACACUAUAUUGUUAUGUGGAAACCCGAUAUCCGUGUCACGGAAAUCAAGUUCGAUAACCCAUUAUGAAUAUUUAUGAUUAUUAAGAUAUAUUCCAGUUAUCGCUGUUCAUCCUGGAG
This is a messenger RNA of Sycon ciliatum, 2131 nucleotides long. RefSeq lists its product as uncharacterized. The transcript has 3 exons. Bases 25 to 1671 code for a protein of 548 amino acids. Lineage: Eukaryota; Metazoa; Porifera; Calcarea; Leucosolenida; Sycettidae. The record is from RefSeq and is a predicted model, not a curated record.